This is a messenger RNA of Paramuricea clavata, 312 nucleotides long. The record is from the annotation of a GenBank genome assembly. Lineage: Eukaryota; Metazoa; Cnidaria; Anthozoa; Malacalcyonacea; Plexauridae.
AUGGACGACAAGGAGGUCGUAGCUGUAAUUCUACUAGACCUUUCUAAAGCAUUUGACAGUAUUGAUCAUUUAUUGCUUCUAAAAAAGCUCCAAGUAUUGGGAGUGUCCGAUGACGCUUUAUGUUGGUUUAAAAGUUACUCGACAGGACGACAGCAGGUUGUGCGCAUUGGAUCGACUGUCUCUGAAACACGCACACUCAAUCAUGGCGUUCCGCAGGGCUCAAUUCUCGGUCCCAUGUUAUUCAACAUAUAUAUUAAUGAUUUACCUAUGGUACCAAAGAAUGGUAAUUUGAAGUCUUACGUCGACGACUAG